AUGCAACAACAAGCCACAGCGUCAGCACGACCUACAACGAUAGAUAUCGAUGCUAUUAUUGCUGUCCUUCGUAGUGGUACACAGACUCAAUAUAAUGCACGAGAACUGCAUUCAACUAAUGCCACCAUUGAAUUGAAUGUUACUAGUCUUUUCGGACAAGAUUUUGAUUUUCAGUCAAUUGCUAAUACGAAUGGUGAACUGUCUCUAUAUUAUCCUCGACGUAUUCUUGUCCCGACAAUUGAUAAAUGGUCAAAUGUAACAACACCAAAACUUCAGCCAUCAGUUGAUCUUCGUGAUUAUUUUGUUCGAUCUCGCAUUGCUCGAUGUCGUUCACGUUUCGUUGUUCCCGUUAUUCUGGUUGACGGAAAGUACAUCUGUCGUUCUUCAACAGUUGCAUCGUGGGGUGAAGUGUAUUCACGUUCAGGUGUUGAUCGGCUGUUGGACACAGGUACUCGAACAACAAACCAGACGAUAGUUGAUAUACCAAUGAGCGCAUCGGGUAUCGCAAAUGACUUGGAUGGACCGCCGGUAAUUGCAAUAGAAGGUGCUGCCGCUGCUGCAUCGAAUCUUGAAGUACCUCAACAACAGAAUAUCUUCGAUAAACUCCGUGGUGCUGAUAUUGACUUGCUGAAGAUACUUGAUGUUGGAUCUAUAGUGAAUUUAAUGGUGGAGAAACGAAAAACCAUGUUUGGUGUCAAUGUCACGUCAUCCGAAAAUUCAGAUAAAGAAAAUCGCUAUCGAGAUUUCCAACUAUUAAUUCUUCCAUAUCCAGGUUGUGAACAUUUCCGAGAUUUUUCAAUUCAAAGAUAUAAUGGUGAACUAAUGUUCUACGAUUGGUCAUUGCCAUUGAAUGACUCGUCGUUUCACGUACCCGAUCAUGUAUCAUCACUCGUCUCUACGGAUUGGUCUUUCUGGAAGUCUUGGAACUCCAUUGACCUAACAAAGAAUUAUUUUCAAUUAAUUCUCCGUUAUUUAGAAACAAAUGAUCAUGGACUUCUCGUGCACUGCAUAUCAGGCUGGGAUCGUACACCUCUAUUUAUUUCUUUACUUCGCCUGUCACUUUGGGCUGACGGUUGGAUUCAUCAAUCGUUAACCGUCGAGGAAAUACUUUAUUUAACUUUAGCUUACGAUUGGUAUUUGUUCGGACAUUGUUUACCAGAAAGAUUACUUCGUGGUGAAGAAAUUCUUUAUUUUUCAUUCAUGAUUCUUCCGUGUUUAACUUCAAAUGAAUUUGUUUAUAAACGAUCACAGAAUCCGUCGAAGUCACAGUCAAACAUUACAACUUCUCAGUCUGAAAGUAUCUAUUCAAUAAGUGCAUUAACACGUGUAAAGGAGCCGAAUUCGUCGUCUCCAGUCGACAUAAACGACGAUGCAACGAUAAAUUUCAAUCGCAACGUCGAUGAAAUAUCUUUUGGUCAGAGAUCAGAUACAAAUCCAAUUGACACAAAUAACACGACCGACUCCACAUCGAAAACCGCUCGUGAAGAGAAACUACUUGCGGUGUCUCGUCUUUUCCAGUUAUGCUAUCGAACUGUGAUACCAAAUCGACCACCGCCAGUCUCGUCGAAUAUCAAUCUGUUACCACAAGGCUUGAGUGCAUUCAAUCCACGACCGAUCGGACGAGAAAUUGCUCGUUCAAUUAAUAAUUUCAUAGGUCAAUGGCGAACACAGCCUCGUUCUUCAUGA
Adineta ricciae is the source of this 1686-nucleotide messenger RNA. Lineage: Eukaryota; Metazoa; Rotifera; Eurotatoria; Adinetida; Adinetidae. The record is from the annotation of a GenBank genome assembly.